AUGGACACAUUAGCUGUGACUGAGGCCGAUCGCCUGGGGCCAGAGCACGAUGGUCCUCCACUGCAGACCGCGACAGAGGAGCGAUCCCCUGGCGCUGGUGAGAACAAAUUUCAGAAAGCCCUGGCAGCAUGGCGAAAUAUCAAUCUUUCGGCGCUGAUGCCGCAGCUGGACUCUACUGCAUCGGAAAUCGUUGCCCAUCAGAGAGAUGCGUUACUCGAGCGAAAGGAACUGGCUCAGAAGACCAAAGACUUUAGGAAAUUGGAGGAUGCGGCCAAGCUGACUGAGUACAAGGCGCUGUUGAAGUCCUACCAAGGGUUCAUUGACUUGAUCACCGGACAUGGAAAGACUGCGUCGUCCGCGUUCCUUCAACUAUACCAAUCGCUCUCUGAUGCGCCUGACCCAUUCCCUCUGUUAGAGGCAUCCAUCGACUCCCUCGUCGCCUCUGAAGAUACCGUCCCGAAGCUGACCGCCGAAAACCAACAACUGCUGUCACGAGUCAAUAAACUAUCUGCACAGCUAGAAGAAACAGAAAAGAAGCUACAAGAGGAGAGUCAGGCCAGAAGCAAUGCCGAGGCUGGAACUAGCGUUCUCGUCAAGGAAGUGGAAGAGAAGUGGGCAAAGGUAUUGGAGGAGAAGCAAAACAACUGGGUUGCGAAGGAGCGAAGCCUUGAAGAGAAAGCCGAGAACCAAGAAAGAGUAAUGAAGGAACUGAAGGCCAGCUACGAGGUCUCGCAGAGGCUGCAAGAAGGCUCCGUUGAACAGGCCGCGUCCAAAGCCGCAAGUGUGGAGUUGGAAAUGAUCAGUUCGGAACUCGAGAAGACAAGUGCUCGCCUUGCGGAAAUGGAGGCUCGGAACGAACAGCUGCGCGUGGACCUUGCUCGAGCGACGUCACAGAACGCGAAGAGCCAUGAUGUUGAAGAUGACCCUUUGUUUCAACGUUUGCAAUCCGAAAAUUCCUCGCUCCUGAGGAAGAUUGAACAAGCACGCUUCGAGAGAGACAGUGAGAAACGUAAAUGGGAGGAUAGGCUCCGUCAAGUGGAAAGACAACGUGCACAACUUGCGGCCGACAACGACGAUCUACGCGCUAAAGUCAGCAAAUGGUCAGACUACGAGGACCUCAAAAGAGAGCUGGAUACCCUCCGGUCGAUUGAACUGUCAAUUGAAGGCGACGACGAUGAAGCUGAGGUGGGUUCGGAUGAUGUAAAAGAAAACGGCUCGAAGCAGUCCUUGGAACAGCUUCUACUCGCACGGAAUAAAAAGCUAAGCAACGACCUGACAUUACUUCGAGUCUCCUAUCAGGACCUCCAAGCCCAGUACGAGGAUCUUCAAGAAGAGCUCUCUCGCACCAAUGCAGAACUGGAGAAAUCCCAGAAGCUGGCGUCGACGUUAGAAAACGAUCUGCUCCGGGUACAAGAGGAAGCUGCAAAUGCGCUUCCAUCCUCCGGAAUGUCGGUGGCAGGCACCUAUGUCUCGCGACAUCCCACCAGCUCAUUGCGUCGAGGCAGGGCUUCACCAACUUCUUCGAUCAUCUCUGGUUACGAGGUGCAACCUAGAGGCAGCACCCUCGAGUCAUUGCGGGCCGGCGAGCCAGUUGGAGGAGGAUCUGGUAUUCUCCCCAUGAUCCAGGCUCAACGCGACCGGUUUAAAGAGAAGAAUCAGCAGCUUGAGGAAGAGCUCGCCAAAACAUAUGCUACGGUUACAUCCCUCCGACAAGAGGUUGCCUCGCUGCAGAAGGAUAACCUCAACUUAUACGAGAAGACAAGAUAUAUCUCUGCAUACAGCCGAGGACCGACCACGACGUCGUCUUCCUCAUACUCCGGUGCUCCUGGACAUACCGCAGUAUACACUUCGGACGACGCCACUUCGGACCGGUGGAAGUCGCAAUAUGAAGCCAACAUCUCCCCGUUUGCCGCGUUCCGUGGCCGCGAGGCUGCUCGAGCCUACAAACGCAUGAGUUUCCCAGAACGGAUCAUAUUCUCACUCACGCGAAUUGUUCUUGCCACAAGGACAUCGCGCAACCUCUUUGCUGCAUAUUGCGUGGCCCUCCACGUUUUGGUUUUCCUAAUGCUCUACUGGAUGGGCACCACGGACGUGGAGCGGAGUGCCGUUCGCCUGGGGGAAGCGGCCGCCGUUGGGGCUGUAGGAGGGCGGUCUCCUGACUCUCACGGCGCGGACUGGCACCAGGAAGACUUUGGAUAG
This is a messenger RNA of Exophiala dermatitidis NIH/UT8656, 2199 nucleotides long. Its product is annotated as homeobox protein cut-like protein. The transcript has 3 exons. Lineage: Eukaryota; Fungi; Ascomycota; Eurotiomycetes; Chaetothyriales; Herpotrichiellaceae. Gene Ontology annotation, biological process: intra-Golgi vesicle-mediated transport. Gene Ontology annotation, cellular component: Golgi membrane. The coding region runs from base 1 to 2199 and encodes 732 amino acids. The record is from RefSeq and is a predicted model, not a curated record.